This is a messenger RNA of Cantharellus anzutake, 525 nucleotides long. RefSeq names its product cyanate lyase C-terminal domain-containing protein. Lineage: Eukaryota; Fungi; Basidiomycota; Agaricomycetes; Cantharellales; Hydnaceae. Bases 1 to 525 code for a protein of 174 amino acids. Gene Ontology annotation, molecular function: cyanate hydratase activity; DNA binding. The transcript is spliced from 9 exons. The record is from RefSeq and is a predicted model, not a curated record.
AUGCCCAUCGUCCCCACAGCAGACAUCAUUCAUCCCGCACUCCGAUCUUAUCAGAGUACUGAAGUUUUACCCUAUGCUACACUCGAUCCUAUUCUAAAAGCUUUGUUCGAAGCCAAAGCUCGAAAGGGUCUAACGUUUGAGAAAAUAGCUUCUGAACUUGAACGUGAUGAGGUUUGGGUCGCAGCCUUAUUCUACGGGCAGGCCAAGCCGACCGCUGAAGAUAUUGCAAGAUUGUCUGAAGUACUCGGAAUCAGUGAUCAGUCCUUCAGACAACUUGGAGCACAAUGGUGGCCGCAUCGCGGAGCCUUGACGCAAAUGCCCCCGACUGAUCCAGUUAUCUAUCGGUUGUAUGAGGGUGUUAUGGUUUAUGGUGAGCCCAUCAAAGCUGUGAUUCAUGAGAAGUUUGGAGAUGGGAUUGUAUCAAUGAUCGACUGUAAGGUGCACGUCGAAAAGAAACCCGACCCGAAAGGUGAUCGCGCUGUGAUCACGUUUGAUGGAAAAUUCUUGCCAUACGUCAAAUGGUGA